Molecule: messenger RNA, 2223 nt
Organism: Vespa mandarinia (Asian giant hornet)
Lineage: Eukaryota; Metazoa; Arthropoda; Insecta; Hymenoptera; Vespidae
Gene: Orc3
Product: origin recognition complex subunit 3
Biological process (GO): DNA replication; DNA replication initiation
Cellular component (GO): DNA replication preinitiation complex; nuclear pre-replicative complex; nuclear origin of replication recognition complex
Molecular function (GO): DNA replication origin binding
Source: RefSeq, a predicted model, not a curated record
AUGCUUUCUCGUAUUACUUAAUCUGGCAUUGUGGUAGAAGGAACGCCGUUUCAACGAGUAUAUACUUUUAUAUUUUCUUCUGUGUUUCUUUUACAAUUUUCAAUUAUUAUUAGUGUUUUAUAUUCAAAGCUAUUUCAAGCAUCUUUUUCUAUUCUUUGAAGAAUGGACAAAGUUUCCGUGUCAAAGGGAGUUUUUGCUCAUACGGGUAGUUAUAAAAUUGGGCGAAGUAAAAUAAAUCAAAGUCUUUAUGAUUAUUUUAAUGAACCGUGGUAUAUUGCGUACAAAGAAAUAUGGGAUAGCAUUCAAAUGAAGACCGAGUCUAUAAGAUCUAAUAUGAUCCAUCAAUUGAUAUCAGAUUUAAAAUCUUUUGUAUCCAGUGUAAAAUCAAAUAAUAUAGAUAUAUUUGACAAUGAAAUACCUACAGCUAUGUUAUUAACUGGUAUCAACGUUCCUGAUCAUGCUAAACUCUUUCAAAAAAUAGUUGUUCAAUUACGUACUCUAACAAUGCACGUUGCAAUAUUAUGGAGUAAAGAUUCUAACAAUAUAAAAAAUAUAGUAUCUGAUACAGUAUUUCAAUUGAUAAAUAAGAAAGAAGAGGAUGAUAUAGAAAUAAAGAGAACUCAAUGUAAUAUGCGUGCUUUAAAAUUAUGGUAUACAACGCAUUGCAAUCCAUUGGAUCCCAUAAUUAUUAUUAUUUCUGAUUUUGAAAGUUUUUCACCUGAAGUACUUCAUGAUUUUAUUUUGAUCCUAAGUUCUUAUUCGGAUAAAAUAAAAUUUAUACUUUUUUUUGGAAUUGCAACUACAUUGCACGUUGUACAUAGAUCUUUAUCUUAUGAUGCUACUUCCAAAUUAAAAAUUAAGGUAUUGCACAUGCAAACGCAAGUAAAAAGUUUAGCGGAUAUAUUAGAGGGAACGAUUUUUUCAUCGGAUAUUUCAUUUAGAUUGACUGGAAGAGCUUUUCAAUUAUUAACAGAUAUAUUUUUGUUUUAUGAUUUUUCAGUCGAUCGUUUUUUACAAAAUUAUAAGUUAUGUAUGAUACAACAUUUUUACGGAAAAAACAUAAACUCUUUGUGUUGCCGACGAAAAGAUAUUAAAUCAAGAUUAUCUUCUUUAACGAAAGAGGAUAUUAAAGAUCUUAAAAAGUUACCAUCGAUUGUUAACUAUAUGCAAAUCCAAAAGGAAUCAAAUAAAAAUGAAAAAGAACUUAACGAUGAAAAAUUUAAGGAUUUAAUAGGAACAUUAUUGAUGGAAUUUCACAAAUAUAUUAUACGAUUUUUAACAGUAUUAAGAUGCUUACACUCUUUAGUAUCGACAUUACCUAAGGCACAAUUAGGAAAACAGUUACGUGAAGUUUAUACUAAAGCAGUUUAUUCGAGUAACCUUACGGAGUCUCAGGAAUAUAAGGAAUGUCUUCAACUAUUAAAUUUUUUAUCGAAGGAAGAGCUUUUAACUAAAUUAGAAUCUAUCGAGAAAAUACUUGAGGAUACGAAGGAUCCUAUUAUGAAAAAAUUUCAAGAAAAUCUUACUACGCGUAUAAGAGAAAUCAAAGAUGCUAGUUUGGUCGUUAUUAGUAAUGAUACUAAAGAAAUAGUUUCUGCCGAUGAGAGACUUACUCGUAUACAAUUGAAAGAGAAAUUACUAAGAAUGAGUCAAACCCAUAAACGUUCGCCGUACAAGCAAGCGCAAAUCGAUAUAAUAAAUUACUUAGAUCAUGAGAUCUUCAGAGUUCACCUAACGAAUCCUAGUAACGUACCAACUAACGAGAUAUUUUGUUACAACGAUGGAAAUGCAGUGAAACAACAUAUACGCGGUUCUGUUAGGGGUGCCAUACACAUGGGUUUGAACGAUCCUCAAAUGUAUUUGCAGUGUGACUGUUGCAAAUUGGAAAACGAGGACGCCAUUCCGGCAACACUGCCCGAUUUAAGUAUAAUUUAUAAGCUACACUUGGAAUCCAGGAAGCUAAUCAAUAUGUACGACUGGUUGCAGGCCUUUUCAACGAUCGUAGAUCCGGUUGAGGAUAUAGAGGAGGAACGGCAGAUAGAUCCUAAAAUACAAGCACGUUUCACACGAGCGGUUGCAGAUUUACAAUAUCUAGGAUUCAUCAAGACGUCUAGGAAGAAAACCGAUCACGUUAAGCGUCUCACUUGAGUAUAAUAAAGAGGAUUUUCUUUCUUUUUUCAUUUCUAUUGUUUCUUUUUUUGUGUUCUUUUAUUUUCUUUUCUU